This is a messenger RNA of Cyphellophora europaea CBS 101466, 1647 nucleotides long. RefSeq lists its product as uncharacterized. Gene Ontology annotation, molecular function: FAD binding; catalytic activity. NCBI's taxonomy places the organism in Eukaryota, Fungi, Ascomycota, Eurotiomycetes, Chaetothyriales, Cyphellophoraceae. Gene Ontology annotation, cellular component: mitochondrion. The transcript has a single exon. The record is from RefSeq and is a predicted model, not a curated record. The coding region runs from base 1 to 1647 and encodes 548 amino acids.
AUGUCUGCUCCAGCAUCGAGAGCCUUUGCGCGAGCUCUGCGGCAGACACGUCCCAGCUCACUGCCCCGCCAUCGCUACCUACAGAGUUUCCGUCUAGCUCAGCAGCCAUUCAGAAACUUCUCGGUCAGCUGCCGGCGGCGGGAAGACACGUCAGAACCAAAUCGAAAGGUCACCUACACCACCGAUUCAUACGAUGUCAAGCGUAAUCCCGAGUUUUCAGAGAUCACCUCCGAGCACGUCAACCAUUUCAAGUCGAUACUGGGGGACGAAUCCGCCGUUAUAGAUGGUGUGACCAAAGACGCCGCGGACGAUAUUGAGGCGUAUAACAAAGAUUGGAUGAACAAAUACCGAGGCCAUACCAAACUUGUCGUACGGCCAAAGUCGACCGAAGAAGUCUCAAAGGUUCUCAAGUACUGCAACGAGAACAAGCUCGCAGUCGUUCCCCAGGGUGGCAACUCGGGCUUAGUUGGAGGCAGCGUUCCGGUCUUCGACGAGAUUGUCCUCAACUUGGGCCGCAUGAACAAUAUACAAAGCUUCGACGAUGUUAGUGGCAUUCUGACGGUUGACGCUGGUGUCAUUCUCGAGGUGGCCGACAACUACCUUGCUGAGCGUGGUUAUAUCUUUCCGCUCGAUCUGGGCGCGAAAGGAUCGUGUCAGAUUGGCGGUAAUGUUGCAACUAAUGCCGGUGGCCUAAGAUUCCUCCGUUACGGCUCGCUACACGGAACUGUUCUCGGCCUCGAGGUUGUGCUGCCAGACGGCACGAUCAUGAACGACCUCAGCAAACUCAAGAAGAACAACACUGGCUACGACCUUAAGCAGCUGUUUAUCGGUGCUGAAGGCUCCAUCGGUGUCAUCACUGGCGUGUCAAUAGCGUGCCCUCGCCGAUCAAAUGCGGUCAACGUAGCUUUCUUUGGUCUCAAAUCCUACGAAGAUGUGCAACGAGCUUUCAAGGAAGCCAGAGGUCAGCUCGGCGAAAUUCUCUCCGCUUUCGAGCUUAUGGACGGCUCAAGUCAGCAGUUUGUCAAGAAAGUUACCGGCAACAAGCAUCCUCUCGAGGAUGAAUAUCCUUUCUACUGCUUGAUCGAGACCAGUGGCUCCAAUGCCGAGCACGACAGUGCAAAACUCGAAACUUUCCUUGAGCACGUCAUGAGCGAGGAGAUCGUUGCUGACGGCGUGCUCGCUCAGGAUGAGACACAAAUCAAAACACUCUGGGGCUGGCGAGAAGGCAUCACCGAAGCUCUGGGCCACGCCGGCGGCACAUAUAAGUAUGACGUCUCGAUCCCGCUUGAGGAGCUCUAUAGGCUGGUUGAGGAUACUCGUGUCCGUUUCGAGGACCAGGGUCUUAUCGGAGAGGGAGAAUCCAAGGCUCUCGGCGUGGUUGGCUACGGCCAUAUGGGCGACUCCAACCUUCAUCUCAAUAUCCCUGUCAAGAAAUACUCGAAGGAGGUCGAAAAGGCCCUCGAGCCCUGGGUCUACGAGUGGAUCGCCAAACGAAAUGGCAGCAUCAGCGCUGAGCACGGCCUCGGUAUCGCCAAGAACAAGUACAUUGGCUACAGCAGAAACGAAACCAUGAUCAACCUGAUGAAGCAGAUCAAGAAUCUGUAUGAUCCAAACGGGAUCAUGAAUCCGUAUAAAUAUGUGCAAUAA